Molecule: messenger RNA, 2824 nt
Organism: Musa acuminata subsp. malaccensis (wild Malaysian banana)
Lineage: Eukaryota; Viridiplantae; Streptophyta; Magnoliopsida; Zingiberales; Musaceae
Product: kinesin-like protein KIN-13B
Biological process (GO): microtubule depolymerization; microtubule-based movement
Cellular component (GO): microtubule
Molecular function (GO): microtubule binding; microtubule motor activity; ATP binding
Source: RefSeq, a predicted model, not a curated record
GUAUGGUUUCUUGUUGUUGCUGCUCUUGUUGUGGUCAUUGAGACACCCCUUCUCCCUUCUCUUGCUCGCUCGCUCCUCUCCUCUCCUCACGCCGCUCAUCUCGUCGCGAUCCACCGACGAGUGGAUCUGAUCUCAAGUCGAAGCAGGAUGAAUGGCGCCGCCGUCGGGGGGAGGCAGAUGCAGCAGCGGGCCGGGAACCAGCUCCACCAGCGGCAGUACUCGUCCGACCACUUCUUCCCCGACGCCGGAAACGGCGGUGGUGGCAGCAAGUGGCUCCAGCCGGGCGGAGUAGCGUAUUCUCAGCAGGUGGACUACUCGAGGAUGCUGAGGAGCAUGCACAAGGGAAUGAGCGGGGAAUUCUCGAUGUCGGGGGAGCCGCUAACGCCGCCUUUGACUUCACGGUCCUCCAGCCAGAGGAAGAAUGGGGAGGAAGUGUCGCCGAGUGAGCUCAGCCCGGGGAUCUUGGAUCUCCACUCCUUUGACACUGAGCUUCUCCCUGAACAGGUGACAGGCGCUGGAUUCGGUGCAGGCCCACUUGGUUAUGGUAGAAACAUGGAUGAAUUAGAGACGAGCUUUUCCAGUAACAAGCCUAUGAGUCGGAAUUUAGGGCCAUCUGAAAACACUCUCUUGAAAAGUUUCUCGGUUGAUAAAGAAAAAACGAGUGCUGUUGCCAAGAUCAAAGUAGUGGUCAGAAAGAGACCUCUUAACAAAAAGGAAAUAGCAAAGAAGGAGGAUGAUAUCAUCACAAUAGUACCAAGUACCAACUCUCUAACUGUUCAUGAGACAAAACUUAAGGUUGACCUCACUGAGUAUCUUGAGAAGCAUGAAUUUGUGUUUGAUGCUGUUUUGGAUGAAAAUGUCUCAAAUGAAGAAGUAUAUCAUGAAACUGUUGAACCUGUUAUCCCUGCCAUCUUUCAACGUACAAAGGCAACUUGUUUUGCUUAUGGACAAACAGGUAGUGGAAAGACAUACACCAUGCAACCGCUACCACUUAAAGCAUCACAAGACAUUCUGAGGCAUAUGCAUCAUACAUACAGAAAUCAAGGGUUUCAUUUGUAUGUCAGCUUCUUUGAGAUAUAUGGAGGAAAGCUUUUUGAUUUGCUAAAUGAUCGGAGGAAGCUUUGUAUGAGAGAGGAUGGAAAGCAGAAAGUUUGCAUUGUUGGUCUGCAGGAAUAUAGAGUGUCAAGUCUUGACACCAUAAAGGAUCUCAUUGAAAAAGGAAAUGCAACAAGGAGUACUGGCACAACUGGCGCAAAUGAGGAAUCAUCACGUUCUCAUGCGAUACUCCAACUUGCUAUAAAAAAGACAGUAGAUGGCAGUGAAUCUAAGCCUGCUCGAAUAGUUGGCAAGCUCUCAUUCAUAGACCUUGCCGGAAGUGAGCGUGGUGCAGAUACUACAGAUAAUGACAAGCAAACAAGAAUAGAAGGUGCUGAGAUCAACAAAAGUUUGCUUGCCUUGAAAGAGUGCAUUCGAGCCCUUGACAAUGACCAGGUUCAUAUUCCUUUCAGAGGGAGUAAAUUGACUGAAGUUCUAAGGGAUUCAUUUGUUGGUGAUUCACGCACUGUAAUGAUCUCAUGCGUUUCUCCAAAUUCUGGCUCAUGUGAACACACUUUGAACACUCUCAGAUAUGCCGACAGGGUGAAGAGUCUUUCUAAAGGGAACAGCAAGAAGGACCUCUCAUCUGCAACACUAAAUGUAAAAGAAUCAGUUUCUGCUCCCAUAUCUUUCUCCAGAUUUGAGGUUAACAGUGGUGAUACCGGCGAGGACCAAAAACCUGGAUGGUCCAAACAAGUUGAAAAGGAAGUCUUUUUGUCUUACAACAGUGUUUCCAGCGGGAGAGAAGAGGACCAAGUAAUUUCUUCACAUGCUAAGCAUUUUCGGGCAAAUAGUAGAAGUUCCUCAACUGCAGAGGUGUUUGAUUACUCCGAGGAGGUAUACGAGCCAGACAAACCAUCUUGGAGAAAAGGAAAGGCAGAGGCAUAUUCAGCUGUAGCUGCGGAUGGGAAGACAAGGAGAGUUGACUCUCUUGCAAAACGAAGAGAGAGUCAUAAUGAAGAUGCCAAUUGUUUCGAUUCUGACGAUGACCUAAAUGAGCUUUUGAAGGAAGAGGAGGAUUUGGUGAUGGCCCAUCGGAGACAAGUGGAGGAGACAUUAAACAUUGUUAGAGAGGAAAUGAGACUUUUGGAUGAAGCAGACCAACCUGGUAAUCAGCUAGAUGAAUACGUAUCUAGAUUGAAUGCCGUACUCUCCCAGAAGGCUGCAGGAAUCGUAAAUUUGCAGACUCGAUUGGCUCAUUUCCAGCAGCAUUUGACCGAGAAGCACGUUCUUGUUUCUUCCCUCCGCCCUUGAUUUGAGAGACCAUAAAUUGAAGCUGCUACUAGCUUCAUCAUUGAAACAGUGGCUGGUCUGAGACUGAUGCAAGAUUUCGUUGCUGCUGGCUUCUGAAUUAAAGAGCAGAAGCCAAUAAUAUCCUACCGUGGGUAUGAUUACUGAAGGAUCUUUACCCCUCAGUGCAUUUUGGGCAAAUCAGUAUCUUUGGCUAGUUAAUGUUGUUGGUGUCAGCUCUUUUGAAAGGAUUUUGGUUUGUUUGCUAUUUUUUCCUUUGUUUUUCUUCUCCCAAUGGCUAUUGUUAUGAGAUAUAUAUAUAUAUACCCAUGGGAGCAAGAAGUUAUAUCGAUUGGAUACUACUCGGAGAUGCAAUGUUAAACUACUCUGUUGCUUAAUCGUCUAAAGUAAAAAGAAGAAAGAACAUUCUGUAGUUUGGGACACUUCACUACAUUUGUGUUUUAUUAAUGAGAUUGUAUCCAAUAACAAUUAUCCUAAA